ACUAGGGAUAACACAAACAAUUAUGGCCACAAAGCCACAAUGAUAAAGGCACCAACAAAGAAAGAACGCAAAUUGUAAAGGCCUCUCUCCUUCCUCAUUGGUAUCACAUAGCAAUAGUUUCAAAAUAAACCUAAUGGGUAUCUCGAAAGCUUUGCGAUCUCUUCUCAUCUUGCUGCUCCUCAACAUGACAUUCAUCUUCGGUCACGUUAUACCAGGAGCCACCGUCAAGCCAUGCCCUCCCUCUCCCACAAAAUGUCCAAGAGACACUCUCAAAUUUGGAGUGUGUGGGAGCUGGUUAGGUCUGGUUCGUGAGGUCAUCGGUACACCACCGAGCCAGGAGUGUUGCUCACUCAUCAAAGGUUUGGCUGACUUUGAAGCUGCCGUUUGUCUGUGCACCGCCCUUAAAACCAGCAUUCUCGGAAUUGCUCCCGUCAAAAUUCCCGUUGCUCUCAGUCUGCUUCUCAACUCUUGCGGCAAAAAUGUUCCUCAAGGAUUCGUCUGCUAAUAUUAUUGUGUCCUCUGUCUCCCUUAAUCAAAGAAAGACCGUUCCGAGACUUAGAGAUAGUGGCUUGUAUUAUUGUAUUUGUAUAUGCAAAAUUUGCAAAAAGAGUUGUGUUUUGGUUAAUUUGAAUAAUACAUUCCUAAAUCGUCGUCAGAAAA
Messenger RNA from Arabidopsis lyrata subsp. lyrata, 660 nucleotides. RefSeq names its product putative lipid-binding protein At4g00165. The transcript has a single exon. NCBI's taxonomy places the organism in Eukaryota, Viridiplantae, Streptophyta, Magnoliopsida, Brassicales, Brassicaceae. The record is from RefSeq and is a predicted model, not a curated record. The coding region runs from base 134 to 505 and encodes 123 amino acids.